AUGGAACUCUCCUUUCAAUCAGAUUACUAUAGUGAUGAUGAUUAUUGGGACGACCACAUGAUGCUUUUCAUAAAAGGAAGAGAAUCUGAGUAUGGCAGCAAACUACUUGCACUUGUAACAACUAUCGAUCUUUCCAACAAUGGGUUGUCUGGAUAUAUCCCUGAAGAGUUUGGGAAUCUACAUGGAUUGCGGAACUUAAAUCUAUCUUGGAAUCACUUGAUAGGAGAAAUACCAAAUAACAUCAGUAAUUUGCAACAACUGGAAAUACUUGAUCUAUCAAGAAAUGAUCUUUCAGGUGCAAUUCCUUCAGGCUUAGCGGAUUUAAACUUUUUAGAUCAUUUGAACUUGUCAUACAAUAAUCUUUCUGGUAGAAUUCCCACCGGCAAUCAGCUGCAAACUCUUAAUGAUCCAACUAUCUAUGCCGGCAAUCCAAAUCUUUGCGGUCCUCCUCUUUCCAAAAUUUGUACAGACGAUGUGUCCGAAGGUAAUGAAGGAGAGCCAAAUGAAGACGCCGAUAGUAGAAUUGAAACUAUUUGGUUAUACGCAGGUAUCACGCUGGGAUUCAUCACAGGAUUUUGGACAGUUUUUGGAACCCUUCUGUUGCACAGGAGAUGGAGGAUUGCCUACUUCAGAGCUGCUGAUAGCAUGUAUGACUCGCUCUGUACUGUGAUCUUAGUGAACAUGGCAAGGAUCAAAACGAAAGUACUGAGAAGAAGUCGUGAUAACUGA
Messenger RNA from Musa acuminata AAA Group (dessert banana), 729 nucleotides. Its product is annotated as receptor-like protein EIX2. The coding region runs from base 1 to 729 and encodes 242 amino acids. Gene Ontology annotation, molecular function: protein binding. Lineage: Eukaryota; Viridiplantae; Streptophyta; Magnoliopsida; Zingiberales; Musaceae. The record is from RefSeq and is a predicted model, not a curated record. The transcript has a single exon.